This is a messenger RNA of Colletotrichum graminicola M1.001, 1719 nucleotides long. Its product is annotated as major facilitator superfamily transporter. Bases 1 to 1719 code for a protein of 572 amino acids. Gene Ontology annotation, molecular function: transmembrane transporter activity. The transcript is spliced from 2 exons. Gene Ontology annotation, biological process: transmembrane transport. The record is from RefSeq and is a predicted model, not a curated record. Lineage: Eukaryota; Fungi; Ascomycota; Sordariomycetes; Glomerellales; Glomerellaceae.
AUGACGCGGCAGGUCCCUGUAGGUGCUUCUCUGGAGCCCCCGACCCUGAAGAUAUUCGAUAACUCGACGGACUCCCCGGGAUAUACGGAGCCGAGCUCGAUGGAACCAAAAGAGUCAGUCGCUACAGCGCCAGCAAAAGGGCUCCGCUUCUGGGCCAUCAUCAUCGCCCUGGCUGCCAGCAAACUUAUGCUGGCCCUCGAAACCACCAUUGUGACUACUGCCCUGCCGACCAUUGUGUACGCCCUCGAUAUGGGGUCGAGCUAUAUGUGGGUUUCCAGCGGGGCUGCGCUAGCAAGCGCAGCAAUGACCCCACCUCUAGGCCAGCUAUCCGACCUCUUUGGCCGCCGCUACCCCACUUGCCUAUGCGUGCUCCUCUUUAUCACCGGCGGGAUAAUCUCCGGCGCGGCAACCUCCGGCUCGCAGCUUAUCGCCGGACGCCUAGUCCAAGGCCUCGGCUCAGGCGGCGUUAAUGUCAUGUCGGCCAUCGUGGUUUCCGACCUCGUCCCAGUCCGGCAUCGGGGCAAGUACACUGCCGUCAUGCUGGCCGCUUAUCUGCUGGGCGCUGCGAGCGGCCCGUUGCUUGGGGGCGUGCUGGCCCAGUCCGGCGCUUGGAGGUGGGUGUUUUGGCUGCCCGUGCCGGUUGGGCUGGUGAGCUUUGUGGUCUUGGCUGUUUGUCUGAACGGUAGGGUCGGGGACACGAACUCGAGCCGCCGCGAGCGCUUCCGGUCCGUGGAUUAUGGCGGUAACGCCGUGCUGACGGCCGCGACCGGCGCCAUCUCGUACGCUGUCACCUACGGCGGAUCCGAAUACCCCUGGCAUGAUGCCCGGAUCGUCGCGGCGGUCGCCGCCGGGGUGCUGGGACUGGGACUUUUUUUGCUCCUGGAGCGACAUCUCGCGCGCAGUAACACGGUCAAGCCGGUCAUGCCUCUCCGCCUGCUAACCCACCGAGUAGGGGCUACCGUGGCGGCCGGGGGGUUCGUCAGCAGCCUGCUUAGCAACUGGGCCAGCUUUCUGCUGCCGACCUACUUCCAGGGCGUGCGCAUGUUGACGCCAUCCCGGGCCGGCGUGCUCAUGCUGCCCAUGGUUGCCGUCGCCGUCCCUGCAAGCAUUGCCUCCGUCAUCUUGGUUAGUAAGAUCGGGCGGUACAAGAUGCUUCACGUGUCCGGAUUCGCGGGGUUGUGCAUCGCGUGCGGGCUGUUUAGCAUUCUGGAUGAAGCUUCGGGAGACGCAGAGUGUAUAGCGAUGAAUGUUCUGUUCUCGCUCGCGCUGGGCAUGGUGAUUAAUACGUUAUUACCGGCCUUUCAAGGCGCGGUGGCGGAGAGCGACCAGGCGGUCGCCACGAGUACCUUCACAUUCGUGCAGAGCCUGGCGAAUAUCUGGGGUGUGACGAUCCCGGCCGCCAUAUUCAAUAGCAGGUUUGAAGCCCUUGCGCAUAGGGUAUCGGACGAGCAGGUCAGGGCGCAGUUGGGCGGCGGGAGGGCGUAUGGGUUCGCGACACGGUCGUUCUUGGAAGGUCUGCAAGGCACGGCGAGGGGUGAGGUUGUGCAAGUGUUUGGGAAAGUGGUUAGCUGCGUUUGGUAUGCCGCGUCCGGCGUCGCUGGUGUUGCGGCCUUGUUGGCGUGUGGGGAGGGGGAGGUUGUCUUGAGAGACAAGUUGGAGACGGAGUUUGGGCUGGAGAACCGUGGUGAGGUUGAUGUUCAUAAAUCAGCCUCCAAGUAG